Molecule: messenger RNA, 2610 nt
Organism: Cladocopium goreaui
Lineage: Eukaryota; Dinophyceae; Suessiales; Symbiodiniaceae
Source: the annotation of a GenBank genome assembly
AUGAACAAAAAGAGCUUGGCAGUUCGGAAGCAGGAGGAAGCGGAACACGCUUGUGACGAGGCCAAAAAGGACGGCGCCGCAGCAAGGCACGAGGCAUGCGAGGACGUUUGGGACGCAAGCGAGGAAGUUCUGGACUUGGAACUCACUGGAGCCGGCCUGGAGGCAUCGAUAUCGAAGUCUGUGACGAAUGGAUAUGUUCGGAACCGACUUCAAGCGCGUGACCCUUUGGUCGAUGGAUUUCUUGGACGCGCGGAGACGUUUCCGACGUCUCCUGAAGAGCUCGCGGAAGUGCAAAGGGUCCGGCCGCGGCAGGGAUUUGUGCCAGGGCGACCGGAUGCUUCCACAGUUCAAUCCCACAUGGGGAGGUCCCAAAAAGGGUCUAUCUCGGAUGAGGUGGAUCAGGAGUUGCCAGGGCGUCACAAACAGCUGCAGAAGCCACUGGAAGCGGCUUCAGCGCAGCAACUGUCGGCUCAGGGGUUGGAUGCCGCAGGGCUGGACGGGUCGGGUGCAUUGCCAGGCCGGGCCACUGCUGGAGUACCCGGAGCCACGGCUGCCAUGUCGGGACCAGGUGCUGAACUCUUGGAAGAAGCAGCAGAGGCCGCAGCAGCACGUGCGCGUGAGGAGGCGGCUGCAGAGCUCUGGAAUCUCCGCAGCGAGGAGCAGCUGGUGGUGAAGGAGGCAGAAGAAGCGGCCGCCCAGGCGCGUUUGGAGGCUUCCGUGGCCCCGGCACUGGCCUGGGCGAGGGCGGAAGAGGAGGUGCUGCAGGAGUUGGAGCGCUUGCAACAGGAGCAGAGGCGCGAAGAGAGUGUGGCCGGAGCUGUGCGUGAACAGGCGGAGCGGUUGCACAUGGAGGAGAGCUUGGCGGUUCGGAAGCAGGAGGAAGCGGAACAUGCUCGUGAGGAGGCCAAAAAGGACGGCGCCGCAGCACGGCACGAGGCGCGCGAGGCGCUGGACGCGGAGCUGGAACAGCUGCGCCUGCAGCGAGGCGAGGCCCUGCUGGCAUCGGAGGAGGCGAAGGAAGCGCUGGAAAUGGCGGAGGCCAAGGAGAAGGUGACCACCGAAUGUGAAGAGGCAGCGGCCAAAGAGGUGAAGAAUUGGGAAGUCUUGUUGGAGCAACGCGAGAAGGAGAUGCUACAGGCGGCGGAGGUUCGGGAACGGGAGCUGGAAGCGGAAGCAGUGGUGAAGUACGAACAACGCGAGAAGGAGCUGUUGUUUCCAGCCCUUGCGACCGCCAAAGCGGAACGAGAAGAGGCGGCUGCUGCUCGGAGCCAUGCACGGGACUAUGCCAUGCAAGAGGUGGCCUCCGAGCUUGAGAAGCUCCGGCAGGGGCAGAGUGAAGCGCAACUGGCGCGGAGCGAGGCGCAAGUGGCGCGCGCCGAGGUGAUGAAACAAGAAGGUGAGAUCCGAAGGAUGGAAGACGAAGCGGCUCAGGAGGUGCUGAAGUGGGAGAAUGCCGUGGCCAUCAAGGAACGCGACGCGCUGAGUCGCUACGCAGAGAAGGAACAGCAGCUGCUGGGCGAAAGCAAAGCGGAGCAGCAGGUGGCUGCCUCCUUGAGACUAAGGGAGCUGGCCUUGCGGACAGGUGAAGAAGAUUUGAUGGCUACCCUGCGGAAACGUGAUCAUGCCAUUCUAAAGCAAGAGAAAAAGGUGGAAGAAAUGGAGAUGUCUGCCGAAGCGAUGGCCGAACGGGCCAGGGACCGAGCAGCGGACCUGGCUGAGAGCCUCCAGGAGCGCGCGCAGGCGCUGGCGCUGACGGCGGAGGCGCGGGAAGCGAAGCUCCAGCAGCGGGAGGAAGAACUGAACAGUAUGGUGGCAGAUCAAAUUCGAGCCAUGGAGGACUUGCAGAAGCUCCGAAGCGAGUUCCACAAGGCCGAGACGGCGGCGGUGAUCUUCGAAGCGGAUCUGGUGCAGAAGGAGAUGGGCAGCCGAGUGCUCAUGUUGGAUGCGAAGUCACGGGAUGCCCAACUGGGUUUUGUGGUGGGUGGCUUUGACACAGGUCGCGGCUUGCUGGUCAGCAAAGUCCUGCACGGAUCAUGGGCAGAGCAAAAGGGCUUGAAGUACAGACGCAGUUGUGGUGCGUGGAGGGCUGAACAAAGUACAACCAUGGCAAUACCCGGAGAGGGAGAUGAACUUACAAGCCUCGAUGGGAAAGAUGUGAAAGACUUGAAGGAACCGGAGAUUCUGGAGGCAUUGCAGUCGCAGAGGCCUCUAAAGUUGGGCUUCCUAAAGCCUGACCCCAAGCUGCCAGCCGCUGCGCCUGCCAAAACUGUGCCGCCUGCACCUGUUGCAAUUGCUGCACCAGGGGCGGAGCCAGGGGCGGAGCCGGGGGCGGAGCCGGGGGCGGAGCCGGGGGCGGAGCCGGGGGCGGAGCAGGAGUUCUGGCCGGCCAGCGAAAAGCAGGCACUGGAAUUGUUGGGAGCUUGGAGCCGGAUUGGGAAUAUUUGGGAAUUCUUAGCUUCAAUCAGACUAAACAUAUCUAAACAGUUGUCCCCAAAAGCCGCGCUCAAAUUUCCAGAUUGUUCUUUCAUGGGGAUUUCACCAACUCCAGAGGUCAGCACCCCCAAUGAUAGCUGCUUAAGAUUUGCCCUUCUUAGUGGUUGUUGUGAUUAA